Messenger RNA from Etheostoma cragini (Arkansas darter), 2647 nucleotides. RefSeq names its product Src homology 2 domain containing transforming protein D, b (gene shdb). The record is from RefSeq and is a predicted model, not a curated record. The coding region runs from base 464 to 1744 and encodes 426 amino acids. Gene Ontology annotation, molecular function: phosphotyrosine residue binding. The transcript has 8 exons. Lineage: Eukaryota; Metazoa; Chordata; Actinopteri; Perciformes; Percidae.
GCAGUUACAGUGCUUUUGGAAAAAGGAUGAAUCUCUUCUCGCAGACAGUGAUGUGCAGAUAUUUCAAUGAAUGAACGGUCGGCUGACUGCAAAAGGGAGCAGGAGGAUAUUCCUCUGGGAAUGAAGCGCCUCCCCUUUAAUCGCUCGGCUGAGUUUCUCUCCGAGCUGUAGUCCUCUCUUCACUCGCACAUUUGCCUUCAGUCGUUAGAGGAACUCCGGCGGAUUUAAGUGCUCUCUUGUUUCUGUUUCAGAAAAGCUGCCGUUUUUUCUUUAAUCUUGUCCUUUUGCGGAUUAAACAAAGUGCGAGCGAGUGGAAGGUUUUUUUUUCACUUUUCUGUGCCUUUUCAUUGUUAUCGACAUGAAGAAACGCGGAAUAAAGCGUUCAAAGUGGCUCAAGGACUGAAGAGGGUUGCCUCCUGCUCUCACUCCACCACACACCAGCACGUUUGGAAGCAGAGCUGCAAUGGCCAAGUGGCUGAAAGACUACCUGAGCUUUGGUAGCAGGAAGGUGCCUCCACAGCCGCCCACACCAGACUACACAGAGAGCGAGAUCCUUAAAGCCUACCGGCUCCAGAGGGACCUGGACUUCGAGGAUCCCUACGAGGACUUAGAAAACAGGUCCAGGGGCGACUCUGUGACUUCUGACCCCGCUACACCUGUGUAUGGCUCUCCCAUGAAGUCAUCCAGCGUGGAUGGAAAAUCUCCCAAACACAGACUGAUCAAAGUGGACUCCCAGGAGCUGGGGCGUACCAAGAUCCUCCUCAGUGCCGUCUCUUUAGAGGACCAGCAAGAGCCAGUGGUGCCAUCUGCUCCGUUGGCAGGCGACACAGAUUAUUCUGACCCGUUCGAUGUUCGCUUGGACCACCGGUCAGAACCAGAUCUCACACCUGUUCCCUGCGAGAACAAUGGCUACAUGGAACCGUAUGAGGCCCAAAGGGUCAUAACGGAGCUGCAGCGUGGUCCAGGUGGAGGAGGAGGGGGCGGACGGUCACGGGGUGGGGUGCAGCUCUACGACACCCCCUAUGAAGAUGAGCGAGGCCAUGGGCGCCUGGGACUGUUGUACGGAGAACCUCAGGAAGAGGGCAAGGAAAGCAGCAGGCUGCCGCAAGAUGAUGAGAGACCGGCUGAUGAGUAUGACCAGCCAUGGGAAUGGAAAAAGGAUCACAUCUCCAAAGCUUUUGCAGAAAUGAGGGAGUUGUCGGAGUUGCCCUGGCCUGCCCCAGUGGGUCAGCUGGAGGAGGAGCCUCCCGUCAGAGAGCAAGUGCAGUUUGAUGGCGCGGAGUGGGACCGCUCCUCGUCGCCCACUGAGCGGUUGCGUCCUCCGGGGCCCAGGUCCAGCCCGCUGGCCGGAGGGGGAAUGAAGUUUCGAAUGCCGCAGGAUGCCCUCGCCAUGGUUGGGGAGAGAGUGGACCCUACGCUGCCACUGGAGAAGCAGGUAUGGUACCACGGUUCACUGUCGCGUUCAGAGGCAGAGUCGCUGCUAAUGCUGUGUAAAGAGUGUAGCUACCUGGUGAGAAACAGUCAGACCAACCGCUCUGACUACUCCCUGUCCUUACGGAGCUGCCAGGGUUUCAUGCACAUGAAGUUCACCCAAUACAAAGAUGGCAAGUACGUGCUGGGACAGAACAGCCCUCCCUUUGACACCAUCCCAGAAGUUGUCCACUUCUACACCACACACAAACUCCCGAUCCGAGGGGCCGAGCAUCUGUCUCUGCUGUUCCCCGUCCUGGUGCAGACACUCUGACGCUCCUCCUGAACUUCCAGGACGUCAUUGUGAUCGGACACGUAAAACUUGAAUGUUUUAAUGGGAUUGUCCCAGCAGAGAGCCAGUUCUCUCUUCUUGUUGGACUGGACUACUUGAUGAUUCUACACACCAGGAGCUAAUGUCCUCUCCCACCGCUGCUGUAGGCCCCUGUGCCAAGCGUCUCUAACAUCCGGGGAAUCGAUUCACAUGAAAUGCAAUACCUGAACUUAAGGCUACCUUUGUUGUACUCCUCUCUCUCAUCUCGCUGGCUGAACCGAAGGGGCUGACUUCAGGACAUGUAAAAUUCUCCCUUUCUUUAUUACAUUUCUUACAUAGCUGACUGAAAUGAAGAGGAAGUUAGCAGAGCUGUACCUGGGAGAAAGUCUGUAUAUUAUGAAUGUACUGAUGCUCCAGGAGACAUGCAGGAGGUUUAGAUUGAAUUACUGCUGUUUCAUAAAAAACACCUCAUUGACACCGGUAAACUAAUAUUGCUGUUGUUAGGUGAAAACCUUGCUAGUCAUAGUUUGCAGAUUUUUCAUUUUUAUAUGAAUCAAUAAAUUAAAUUGUACUGUAUAAGAUUAGAAACCAUUUUCAUCCUCUGGCUUGGGAGCCCCACUUUUUUUUUCAAUUAAAAACACAAAAAACAAUACUAUUUUUAAAGAUAUAAGGUUAUUUACCAACAACAGUUAUAUUUUAUGUGCUUUUCUACACAAAACCAUUCUUGCUCAUAUUUGCUCAGUCGGUUGCCAUGCUGCUGUACUUCGAGGAUCUGCUUGACACAUCUCCGUUAUUUGAUUGUUCAUCAACAGAAACUUGUGUUUUAUUUGUACUUGUGUUGACCUUGCUGACCUGUAUUUGUUGUUGGUGGCUUACAUUGCAUUUGGUAGACAAUGCUGGGUUUGU